This is a messenger RNA of Thermothelomyces thermophilus ATCC 42464, 423 nucleotides long. Its product is annotated as glycoside hydrolase family 3 protein. NCBI's taxonomy places the organism in Eukaryota, Fungi, Ascomycota, Sordariomycetes, Sordariales, Chaetomiaceae. The transcript has a single exon. The record is from RefSeq and is a predicted model, not a curated record. Gene Ontology annotation, molecular function: beta-glucosidase activity. Gene Ontology annotation, biological process: glucan catabolic process. Bases 50 to 361 code for a protein of 103 amino acids.
AACACUGCGGACACCCCUUUCCUCGGCUAUCCCUCCCCGUGGGCCGUCGAUGCCGAACAAGCCGGACCCGUCCUGGGCCGCCGCCUACGCCAAAGCCAUCGACUUUCUCUCCAGCCUCACCCUGACGGAGAAGGUCAGCCUCACGACGGGCACGACGGGAUGGCAGGCGGAUCGUUGUAUCGGCAACAUGGGGGGCGUGCCCCGCCUGGGAUUCUCGAGACUCAGGGGCGAGGCGAUCGGAGCCGAGUUCAGGGGUAAGGGAAUCGAUGUGAUGCUCGGGCCGGUGUCGGGCCCUCUGGGCAGGUCGCCGCAGGGAGGAAGGUAUUGGGAAGGGUUUGGGUUCGUCUCUCUUCGUCCCUAGGGUAUGUUGUCCGUGUUCCUGUUUUCUGACGGCUGACGGCCUCGCAGCCCCGACCCCUAUCU